Messenger RNA from Cylas formicarius (sweet potato weevil), 3469 nucleotides. RefSeq names its product dual serine/threonine and tyrosine protein kinase-like. The coding region runs from base 560 to 3340 and encodes 926 amino acids. Lineage: Eukaryota; Metazoa; Arthropoda; Insecta; Coleoptera; Brentidae. Gene Ontology annotation, biological process: protein phosphorylation. Gene Ontology annotation, molecular function: protein kinase activity; ATP binding. The transcript has 11 exons. The record is from RefSeq and is a predicted model, not a curated record.
UUUAAUCAUUAACCCAUAUAAAAGUGCCAAAUUAAACUGGCGACUAAAGUGGGUUUCAUCAACCUUGUCCAUAAAUGAAAAUUUAAAAAUCAAAAGAGGAUCUCCAAAACUUCAAAUUAAUUUCUAUCAAAUUAUUAAUUAAUUAUCAAUCAAUUUUGUGAUUUCGGAAAAUUGUGUUACACGACAGUCAAAACGUCGAUGUUCAAUAAGAAUAAAUUAAUAUUGAAUUUAGCAAUAUUAAUUUGGAGUACCCUAUAAAUUUGUGAGUCAUUCAAAUUUUGACAACUGUCAAAUGUUGUUUUUGUUUUGGUUAAUUGAGUCAGUGCGGAACUUAAAAAUUUGACUAUUGAAAAUGAUGUGGAAGAGGUAAAGGCCGAAAUACUAUAUUUACGGAUAGAAGCUUUUGGAAGAUUCGUUUUUAUAUGCAAACUAGUGGAUCAGAUUAGAGAUAACAUUUCUCAAAAUAUGGAAUUAUGUCACGCCAAAAACUGAACAUAAAUACAAGAUCUACUUGAGUCUGCUACUUUUUAAUUUAUCUGAAAACGAAUAUCAAGAUCGGAUGCAAGUAUGUAAUAUUAACAUUAUCAAUUAUACCAAGUUAAGGAUACGUCAUAAGUUCAAUACUGAAUGUAGUAUAAUGCAGUGGGAAGUGCCCCAAGAGUGUAAGCGGUACCUCAAACAUUGCCGCAGCUUGAAAAAAAUAUUAGAUGACACGACUUCAGCGUUAAAUGAAAUAAAUAGCACUCUGCAGUUAGGCCGUGACAUUCCAGAGGCACUUUUUAACUCAGAAGCCAUAGAUAGGCUUCUUCAUUACAUUGAACGGAUUCCAACUUUACUUAUUUAUGGUCAAUCUUGUCAUGCUAAAGCGUUGUUUGUUAAUUUGUUAUUGCAACAAUCAAUUUUACCAUUAUUUUGUUCUCAAUGGCGUCAAAUAACCUUCUCCUAUGGCCCUGCGAAAAGUAUUCAUCUUACAUUGGGGAAUGAAAUAGAAAUUGUUGAAAAUCUCAAGGCACAUGAGAAGCCUUGGGUGACAGUCCCAGUAGAAGAUUUGCAAAGGGGCGAUGAUGAAAAUUUGCUUGAUCAUUGUCCAUCAUUAGAAGUACAGUUAAAGCACCCUCUGUUAAAGGAAAAAUUAAAAAUUAUGGUACCUCCUGAUUGUCCUAGCAAUCAGUUUAAUGAACUUGCUCUAAAAUGUGUCGACAUCCUACCUGCGAUAAUUUAUGCUGUAACAGAAGAAACUUUAAGUGAUACUAACAUUCAAGAAAUAAGGAAGUUGAAAGAUAUUUUUCCAAUGCCUUUCUUAUUUGUGAGCUUGUCAAACGGUGUUAAUAUGGAAAAAGCAAUAUCCACAUCUUUGACAGAAUCCGAGAAACAUCUAGCUGAAAGUUGUAGUUUACAAAAUAAUGAAACGAAACUACAAAUUUUAAAAGAUCAACUGGUUCGUUUAGGUUACAUUAACAGCGAAUCAGAUUCAGAAAAUAUUGAUAUUUCUGAAGGUAAAAAAGCAUUUCGUCUGCAUUAUUCCUUGGAAAAUAUUUUAUUAUCCGAUAAAGCGGUGGCUGAGGAAUUUAUAAUGUUUAUUAAGGAUAUCUUAAAGUCCAACAUCCUAAAGCUUGCGGCGUCUCUAAGCGAGAUACACAAUAAAUGUUUAAAAAAAUUUAUUCUAUGUGCAUUUGAUAUGGCUCGCGAAAUCCAGAUCACCCCAAAACGUAUCUUGUAUGCCCGAGACGUGGAGUUGAAACUGUAUAAAACCUUGAUAAAAAUUACCAGUGAGCAACAAGACGAAAUAACAUCAAUUAUACAAAGGACUUUACAAGAAAUGAAGUCGAACGUUGCCGAAGUCCUGGAAGGCUACAAUAGCAACAGUGAGUGUGCCUUUUCUUUAGAUAACCAAAUGGGAGCAAUCAUUAUUCCAGAUACUACUCAGUUGUCUCCUAAAGUUGCCACACUUGAGAUCCAGCAAUUGGUAUUAAAACGCCUGAGUUCAUCAAUUGGUAAUCAAAUUGUUCAAUCGGUGGGUUGUCUUCAAGAAAGUUUUACCGGCACCCUGCAACGGUGUUUGGAAAGUCUGGAGAAAAAUUGUCACGAUCUCGAAGGAAAUCUUUCCGCGUCCGAUGCCGUUAAACAAAUUAUAAGUGCCACAUAUUAUAUCGACAUUAAAAGUCCCACCUCAUUUUCAGUGGUCCAUAAUUUUAUGGACCGGUUGCGGACAUUAUUGGGCACUUUCGCGUUGCCCUGGUCUUCAGGAAAUCAUGUUCAGUGUAAUUUGCAGUGGCAGCUCCAAGUCGUUACGAAUAUGAUUGAUUCAUUGACCGCUGCCAAACUUGCAAAAACCGUUUCUACACAGUUUCAAGAGCAUAUAAAUUCGUCGCAUCACGCGUUCCAAUCGGCCAUGAGAAAUUUAGAAAGUCAGCUAUCGGGACAACUGGUGCAAACGGAGGAACAGAGAAUUGCGAUUCGUAAAAAGCACGCCCCCAGAUUUGCCCGUUUGGCUUUAGAAAGCACGUCCCUUUGCGAUCUCGUUCUGUGGGGUAUGCCUAAACAAAUAAAGGAAAUCGGCCGAGGGCAAUACGGGGUAGUUUCUUCUUGCGAACCUUGGGCGAAUAUUAAACCUUGCGCUUUCAAAUCAGUCGUCCCUCCAGACGAAAGACACUGGAACGAUUUGGCGAUGGAAUUUUAUUAUACCAGGGCGAUUCUGGAACAUCCUCGGAUAGUGAAACUUCGUGGCUCCGUAAUAGAUUACACAUACGGAGGAGGCAGUUCUCCCGCGGUACUCUUAAUUAUGGAGAGGAUGACUCGCGAUUUAUAUUGCGGACUGCGUAAUGGAUUAUCGUGGAUUGCGAGAUUGCGAAUCGCUAUUGAUGUCGUGGAGGGUAUCAGAUAUUUGCAUUCGCAAGGAUUGGUGCAUCGAGAUAUUAAAUUGAAAAAUGUUUUGCUGGACAAUGAAGACAGGGCGAAAUUGACGGAUUUCGGAUUUUGCAUACCCGAGGCCAUGAUGUCGGGUAGCAUAGUAGGCACCCCGGUCCAUAUGGCUCCAGAGCUGCUUAGCGGGAGAUACGAUUCUAGCGUAGACGUUUACGCGUUCGGAAUAUUAUUUUGGUAUCUUUGCGCGGGUCAAGUUCGGCUGCCCACGCACUUUGACCAAUUCCAAAACAAAGAACAGCUGUGGAACAGCGUCAGGAAAGGUAUUCGACCGGAAUGUUUGCCGCAAUUCGACCGAGCCUGUUGGAAUCUCAUGGAACAGUGUUGGGCCGCGGAACCAUCUGACCGGCCUCUGUUAGGUUAUGUACAGCCCUACCUUGAGUCACUUUAUAAGAGUGCUCGAAAUGAAGAUUCCUAGUCGGAAGAGGAUUUGGAAUCAUAGCAAUUUUUUGUAUCUCUGUAAAUAGUUGGUAAAUUAUUUUUCUAUCUCGAAUUUAUAUCUAUUAUAUUAUGUUGGUAUUUUUAAUAAAAAGGUAUCAAAACGAAA